This is a messenger RNA of Aureobasidium melanogenum CBS 110374, 237 nucleotides long. RefSeq lists its product as uncharacterized. Gene Ontology annotation, molecular function: RNA binding. Lineage: Eukaryota; Fungi; Ascomycota; Dothideomycetes; Dothideales; Saccotheciaceae. The record is from RefSeq and is a predicted model, not a curated record. The annotation marks the transcript as partial. The transcript is spliced from 3 exons.
GGCCUUGCCUGGCACACUGACGAUGUUGCUCUGCGCACAAAGUUCGAGGAGUUCGGCGUCGUCGAGGAAGCUGUUGUCGUCAAGGACCGUGACACUGGACGCAGCCGUGGCUUCGGCUUCGUGCGCUUCUCGAACGAGGAGGAGGCUGAUGCCGCAAUCAAGGCCAUGAACGAGAUCGAAUUCGACGGUCGUACCAUUCGCGUGGACAAGGCUUCUGAGCGCGGCAGCGGCGGCGGU